CGCGCGCGUCCCGCUCCGCCGGCGACGGCGCCAGCGCCAGCUUUACAGUUGAACUGUUGUCUACUCAGUAGCAGGAUCAUCAUCUGUUAAAGGAAGAAGAAUGGUAUCCAUGGCAGAGACAAGAAUGGCAAGGAUUCCUGAUCUCUGCAUUGAUUUAUCUGAUCAGGGAAUGGGGUCUUGUUUUACAAGAUUGUCCUUUGAAUAUUAAUCUACAUUUACCUCAGUAUUUUAAAGUUUGUUGAUAGUUUGGAUAAAUGAUGGCUCAACUCCAGCAGGGAGGUCCAGAUGAAAAAGAGAAGACCACUGCAUUAAAGGAUUUAUUGUCUAGAAUAGACUUGGAUGAACUAAUGAAAAAAGAUGAGCCACCACUUGAAUUUCCUGAUACUUUGGAAGGAUUUGAGUACAUUUUUAAUGAAAAAGGACAAUUAAGACACAUUAAAACUGGGGAGCCAUUUGUUUUUAAUUAUCGUGAAGAUUUGCAUAGAUGGAACCAAAAGCGCUAUGAAGCUCUUGGAGAGAUCAUUACUAAAUAUAUUUAUGAACUACUAGAGAAGGAAUGCCACUUGAAGAAAGUAACUCUUCCAGUUGAUGCAAUUGAGACUGAACCAAAGAGCUUUAUCUUUAUGAGUGAAGAUGCAUUAGUAAAUCCUGACAAGCUGCUGGUCCUAAUUCAUGGUAAUGGUGUUGUCAGAGCUGGUCAGUGGGCAAGGAGACUCAUAAUUAAUGAAGAUCUGGACAGUGGAACACAGAUACCGUACAUAAAGAGAGCUAUUGAGGAAGGCUAUGGAGUAAUAGUUCUGAAUCCCAAUGAGAACUAUAUUGAAGUUGAGAAGACAAAAGCCCAAAUACAGCUGUCUUCUGAUAUCUCAGAUGAACCUGCAGAAAAGAGAGAAAGAAAAGAUAAAAUACAGAAGGAAACAAAGAAGCGACGUGACUUCUAUGAAAAGUAUCGAAAUCCGCAAAAAGAAAAAGAAACUAUGCAGAUCUAUAUUAGAGAUAAUGGCUCUCCUGAAGAACAUGCAAUUUAUGUUUGGGACCAUUUUAUUUCCCAGUCAGCUGCAGAGAACGUGUUUUUUGUUGCUCACGGUUAUGGUGGACUUGCCUUUGUAGAGUUGAUGAUUCAACGAGAGGCAGAAGUAAAGAAUAGGGUAACUGCUGUGGCGUUGACAGACUCAGUUCACAAUGUGUGGCAUCAAGAAGUUGGGAAAACUAUUCGAGAGUGGAUGCGAGAGAACUGCUGUAACUGGGUAUCCAGCUCCGAGCCCCUGGACACAUCAGUGGAGUCCAUGCUGCCAGACUGUCCCCGUGUCUCUGCAGGAGAUAUCGGCUUCCCAUAAAGAUCUGAGAUCUUCCUGCCUGUACAGAGGAAUGGGUGCAGCUUCAGAGAAUAAGGAUCUGAAAGAACACAAGAGGAACCCUGCACUGUUGACUGGCAAUUGGUCACCUUCCUUUGAGAUGGUGGUUUGAGACCCCAUCCACUGACAUGGGAAGUGAAGUUGGUUGUUGCUUCUAGUGUCAGUGGCUUAACAACUGCACUUUCUUAUAGGUGAAGGCUCUCCCUUCUUCAUCCGUCUUAAAAAAGAAGUGGAUUUCCACCUUUAUUUUUUUUUUUUAAGGAACAACAUUCAUUGCUUCCAGGUUGCAACAUUCACAGCAUUUCUAGUUUUCAUUACUUUAAUCAGUCAGUCUGUCCUAGCUGAUUAUUUUUACCAAUGCCUUGUAAAUGCCGUGCAUUUUUUAAAAAAAGUAAAUCUUGGGAUGGAGAAGCCUCACAAGUGGCGAGGCAAGGUGUUCACUCAAGCUAAUAGUAGGAUUUCUGGUACACUAAGCAGAGGAGGAGCAUAAAGGAGAGGAGAUUAAAGGAGAGCCAGAAUACUGUUUUUCAUAUUCUGUUUUCUCUGGGUGACAACAUAGAGACACAAACAUCCAGUGGAGGUGACACCAAAACGUGAUGGGCUUUCCCAGCAGCCAAAUGCCACAGGUUGUUCUCAUUGAGGCAACCAAGCAAGACCAUGCCCUAAACAAGAAGAUUAGAUGCAAAGUAAUCAUUAAUACCAGUAUACCCAGCCUGUGAGAAAUGUGGGUUAACUGGAAAACAGAUACCACCUGAGAAUCCUUCAUGUUGCAUGGUGUCAGUAGAAAAUGCACACAUAUAACAUUGGGAAUAUCAGCUCCCCUUGUAGAGGAUGUCUUUCUUCCAAAGCAGCUCAGAGCUCAGCAGAGAAGUGAGGACUUUUUCUAUGAUGUUGGGGGUUGAUCAUGAAGCUUGUGUUUUAUAAAGUUUUGGAAAUUCCAGGUGAAGUGGAAGCAUGAGCAUUUAUAUCACCUACUGUCAGACUGUCUCACUGUAGGAGAAUUUUGCUCCACGAUAUGGGCAAGUCCUGGUUUCUGCCAAUCUGUGCCUUCACUGGAAUGACAUUUUUAUUUGUGUGGUUUUAGCUGUAUUCACAGCUUGUAGUUUACACCUGCAGAUAAAUGAUGUUAUCUUGGUAAAAGAGGUACAAUCGGUCCCUGGUGAAUUGAUUUGUCAUCAUCCAAAGCUGUUAUCAACCAUGUAAAAUUCAUUUUUUGUAGAAAUGAGGAAGUAGAAGUUGAUUUUGAAUAGUUAUUUUUUCCAUACACAGGAUCUUUCAUUACAUAUUUUGUUAAUUCUGGUAUGAUUUUUCUGUGCUACAUGUCUUUUUCUAAACUUUUCCUCUGAUUUAAUGCCUGACUUUUUUUAAUGCUAGUAAAUGAUUAACUGAAGUUCUACAAGUGAUAUUUCAUUCGCCAGGGAGACUGAGUUGAGUGCUGUCCCCAAAUUUGAUACAAUAUUGUGUUAGAAUUAAUAUGGAUAUUGAUGCAAAAUUAAUGCAAAUAGACUCCACAUCUAAUCCCACACUCCCUCACUCAAGUUCACUGGCAGCAACAGCAAGUUACUGCUUUGAUUUCAGUGCUGGAUAUGCAAUAUUUAUGAGAGGUUGCACUUUAUAGCAUUACUUUGGUUAUCGUUAUACCAGUGCACAUUAAAACAGUUUUUGGAACUGAAUUUGUUCCAACACUGUUGUCAGACCCCUCUUAGACAAAUCAGAGUCUGGGCUUUGGCAUAUUUAGCUUGUGGCUUAUCCCGGUAGAAGCUACAGCACCAGCUUCCUGAAGGUGCAGAAUGUAAUUAGCAUUUUGCUGGUUGCACCUGUACAGGACCAUGCAGGUCACUGCUCACAGUUGUAAGUGCCUAUGAUAUGCAGGGCUGUAUUUGGCCAUUUUAUGUCUCACUUCUGCUUUAUAUGUCUGCAGAGUCUGGCUUGAGUGCACUGAAUGUAGAAUGUAAUUGGUAUAACUAACAGCUAAUAUGAAAGAGCAGGAUAGAAGUCAUCACCAGACUUCAAAGGUUUUAAUGGAUUGGUGGGCAAUCAUGCCUCUCACGUAGUCUGUUGUAUCUUCUGAGAAAGACAGAAAUCUUCAGUGACCUCUAACCUUGGUAUGUUAGUCUCCUAUAUUUUAGUGGUCACAUACAAUUUUGUUUCAUUUCUGUCUAUUUAGACAGGCAUGGUCUUUCUUACCAUAAAAUCACAGACUCAUUUAAGUGGUUUGGGUUGCAAAGGACCUUGAAGAUCAGGUAGUUCCUGCCACUCACCAUGGGCAGGGACAUAUGUCUCCCUUUUCCAUUGAAAUAUCUGCAUCCAGGUAAACAGCUUUUUGGUGGGUAAUAAAGGCUAGUUUAAACCUUUUUAAUCCUCUUUCCCUGCUAGCUUCAGACUCAUUGAGAACAGUUGUUUUGAUACAUUUUGUCAUGUAGAUUGUGUAUGACAUUUGAGGCAUAGGCAUAUGUUGAAAAUGCAGUUGUUAAAAUACACUAGACAUUAUACAACCAUUUUCAAAUGGUAAGGCUUUUCUGAGUUGCUUUCUUAAACUUAACUGUCCAAAUGUAGUUUUGUUUAUUUUUUUCAUGAAACGUGAAAGCUCAUGCUGGCUAAAUGUGCAAUUCAAUUACAGUUUACAUUAUGGAGAAAAAUCAAUAGAUAUUCCCCUGUCUUUUUUUGGUAUGGGAGACAAAUACCCACAAAGAAAACUUUCCUAUUCCUGCCUGUUCAAGCCUGGUGGGCUUGAUCUUUCUUCGCCUUGGACUCAGUAUUUCAUCUCUCCCAUCAAUCCCAGUGAGCAUGGCUGAAUUUCAAUAGCAGAGCCUCUUUCCCAGGCAUCAUGCAGUAGCUUGUCCCAAAGCAGUGGGCAGAGCAGGGGAGGGGUAUUUCCUCCUCAUCACCUCGUGGAUACUUUGUCUCAGGAGAGCUGUGGCUAUUCACAUGAACAGGAGACAAGCAGACCUUCCUGGAUACACCAGCAGAGAUGCUUCUCUGGCUUACAGCCUCAGCCGUUUGCUGCUCAGCAUCCCACCCUGUGGUCCCUCAUGGUGUCUGAGCACUGUAGAUCUGGGGAAGAAAAUGCUCAGAAACAUUUCAGCAAAGGAAAAUAACAUGCAUCAAGCUUCUUGCCUCCACCAAAUCAAGCAUGGAUGUAAUUAUCUUUUUAACCAAGAUACUUUAAAAUGGACCAGGAGUGACUGAGAGGGAGUGAGAGCAGCCCAAUGAUAGAUUUAAAGUUCAACAGAGGGGAAAAAAAAAAAAAAAUCAUACAAGGAUUUCACAAGCAAUGACACUUGGGUGGUAUUUGGGAAAUCUUUUUCUUUCAAGACUAUCUUGCGAUUUACUAUGGGAGUAGCACAUCAAAGCUGCACUGACUUCAAAGCUUAAAACCACUUACGGCUUCCAGCUAUUACUAAAACCUACCACUUCACCCUGCCAGCAGCUCAUCUCAGCUGCCUCUUUAAGAUACACCCAUCUACUUCCUGCCUUCUGAUUUUGGGGAGGGAAAAAAAAAUAACCAGAAAAACUUGUAAAUUAAAUAUAGCUAUUCGCAGUGAAGCAAUGUCAAAGGGGAAAAAGGCAAAUGAAGGCAUUAAGACAUUAUAAAGAUUUAGUACAAACUCAACAGUGAUUUACAUAUGCACACUUGCAUUUGGCUGACUCUAAUAAAGCUGUCUGCUUUGAGUUAGUUCCCUGUGAGAGUGUUACCCUGGGGUAACAGGCCCUGAAUGAGGUGUGCAAGUUGUGUGGGCUGUUAUUUUGGUCCAGAUGUUAACUGUAGCUUGACACAACCCGUAGUACCAUGGCACUCCAGGAUAUCUUCACAUAUCCACAUACAAUGAAAUUCCCAUCCCUGUUCCAUCAGGGCAGUCCACAUCCUCUGAUCUGCAGAGAUACCUGUUUAUGUACCACAAAACAAUAUCCCACUGUGAAGCAAUGAUCACCAUUUAUUGCUGCAAUGUUAUUGAUUCUUUUAUAUUAGUGGUAGAGAUCUUGAAGGCAACAUUUUUAUAUUUUAUAUAAAAUUUGGGAGUCCCUGAAACAACUCAGUUGUAGUAGCACAGGGCUGUACUACAUUCUCUGAACUGAUAGAGGAAGGCUAAAAUUUACCAGAGUGGUAAUUUAUUGUGGUAUUAAUAUUGUUCAGCACUUUUAAUUGGUACAUUGUUAUUUUCUGAUUGGGAGAUUUAUGCCUGGGGUUUUUUAAAUGGUACUUUAAUUUCUGAAUACAAUUUGUCUUGCAGAUGACAUAUUAAUAGGAAGUUAGGAAUGAGUGUGGUCUUUGAGUGUGUUUCAUAUAAGAGUUUGUGUAUUCAGUACAAAUCAAUGACAGACUCUAGAGCUAAAUGCCAUUAAUCCAUUUACAGACAUUCAUUGCAAUGAAGAGGAAUUACCAUUGAAAGAGCCAAUCAUCCAUUAAGGAGAAUUUCUCUUCUUCCUUACAUAGUCUUAUAUUUUGAAAAUGCCUUUGCAGGUGUUUAAAGCUGAUUUUUUUUUUCCCUCCCCCUUUAUUUCUUCCCUUUACAAGGAAGGAUUUUGGCAGCACUGGAGAUGCUGGUAGCUUCUCCCAGCUGAGCUGGGACAGCAGAGAUGGCUGCACGUGGUGCCGACCUGCUGUUUGUGGCCACAGUGUCCAUCAGGACCUUGUCUUACCCUCACCCACACACAAAAAUUAUGUGUUUCUGCAUCAGACUCAUGGCAGACCUCAGUACAGAAAUGGGAGGGAAGACAAUAGGCUGUUUUGCCUGGAUGGUGGUUGCCACUGGAUGUAAAUAAUUGAAUUAUUGUAUACCACAGUCUGGUGACAAAAAGAGUAUUCUAAAAAGCUGACAUAUGAAAAAUUCUACAGGAAUUUACUGUUAUAUCUGUAUUACCUACAUGGCUAGUGUAUGUUCUCUCUGAAGAACGAGGCUCUGCUUUAAACUUGUAGAAGGGUAGAUGGGAGCUUCCUGGCUGGCUGAUGAUGCAAUCAAAUAGAAAGGUUAUUUGUAAUAAUUAUGGACACUCCAUCAAAACAUUCCUAUAUUUUCCUGUGUGACAGAUUUUUUCCUCUUCUUAAUACAUGCAUUUCUCAAAUAAGCUGUGCAGCCCAGUAUCAGUCAUUUAAAGUUUACUGAAAAUACACAAGGACAUCAUAUCUCCUGUCCUAAUCUUAAACUUGGUGUAUUAACUUUCUUGCACAGCUUGCAGCAUAGGAGUGUGAUAUACAGCUCUGGCAAGGAAGGCUAACCACAUACAAAUUCAUGAAGUACUGCUGGAUUGGCAAGAACCAGCAAGGGUGUGCAAGCAUGGGGGCAUGGUUUCUAUAAUAUUACUUAAUUAAAAUAAAAAGGUUGGAUUUUGUUUCUGCAAAUAACUAUGCAGAAGCCAUCUGCAGAAGCUAUUGUUUCAUAUGCUUACUUUCACAACAUGAAAGUUGUGUCAGUUGCAGUUCACAAGCAGAGCUGGACUUGAAGUUACAGAUCAGAUACAUUAGGGUCCAAAAAAUUAUUUUGGAUUAGUGCAGAAAAUUCAGGAAGGCAUAGUGAAUUCCUUAACUCACAGGGUUGUAUCUAAAUAUUUCAUUAUUAUUCUUUAUUUAUUCUUGCCUUUCUAAUAUUUUGUUCCCUUCAUAUUCAAAGAUGGCAAGAUUAUGGAAGCAAUAAGCACUACAGUAUACAUUUAAAUUUAGUUGUGACAUGGUGGUGUGGAAAGUGUUCUUCUGAUGUCAGGCUGGCUUGAUCCUCUGUCUACAUUAUUAAAUCUUCUUAAACACCUCCAUUAUAGUGUUCACCUUGCUUGACUUCAAAGAGCAGGAAAGCCACGUAGAGAGAGUGAGCCACAACUCUGCAGAGUGGCUUACCCAUGGUUACUUAGAAAUGCUAAUUGCUCCGCUGCUGUGUUUAUGAAGUUAUCUGUUUUUUGUUCUGCAUCUCUAGAAUCAAAGUAAUAAAAAGACUGAGAUAAAUGUGGAGGCUAAAGAUAUUCUGUGGUCUGAAGUCAUUGCCAUUCACCUUUCUAAACCUUGUCCACUCCCACCCCACCACCCUCCCCCCCAAAAAACCAAUAAUUAAUUAAAGGGGUCAUUUUGGGGUAAAGCAAAGUUGGUGCUAUUACUGAGGAACCUCUUGAGUGUGGGCUCACUGACUCAGUCAAGGAAAGGAUGUGAAUGAAUGCCUGACUUACCACUCAGAGUUUAUUGGGAACUAAUCUGUUCAAAAUGUUUGGACUAAGCUAAAACCUGGCUUGCUCAUCUAACGAAAAAGGUCAAAACAGAGAAGAAAGUGCCAUGGUUUGUGUUAGGUGACACUGUGCCCUGCUUGUCUAAUUUGAUUACACAGAGCCACUGAAGCCCGAGGCAAAGCUGAUUUUAGCUGUAAUCAGCUUCUUAACCUUUUGAGAACUAACAUAAACACUACCUACUACUGGUUAAUUACGUUGCUCUACUACAUACAACAAAGUACAAAGGUAAAAGUGUAGAACUGUUGUAACACAUGUUGUGACAAGGUCACUCCAGGGGAUUACAGUCUUCCAUGUUUUAUCUGCACUCACUGAUUUCUUUCUUAAAAAUUAAAAAUGGACCAUGAGCAGGGAGCAUCAGUUUAUCGAUUGCAGGCAGCACUGUCCAGUUGUGCUACUGCUUUGUCUCAAAUUCCUUACAUACUGAAGGGAUGACCUACUGUGGGUUAGACUGCUAUGGGGGUGGAUCUGCUUUUUUUAAUUAUUUAGGAUUAUCUUUGUUCUAAUUGCUUACUUGUAAUUAAGCAUGUGUGCUCCCUUCCUCUAUGAUGAGCAUCUUCCAGAAAAUCUUGUAAUCUCUUUUGGUAGAAACAUCAUGUCCAUAUGAGACACCUGUCUCUAGGUAAGAUAAAUGGGAUAUAUUUUAAUUUCAGAUUUUGGCAAGAAACAUAUAUAGGCAAGAAAUAAAAAUCUGAGGCACCAAAACUGUGCUUUUGCAAAAUCUGUGUAUUCUAGCUUCAUCUGUGUUUUGCUUCAUACACUUCUUCUAGUUUGACAGAAAAUUUGCAUUUCCAUGGACUUCAAAACCUUCAGGAUAUUUGUAAGCCAAUGGGUUUUCAAUGUAGUUUGAAUUUUUCUGACCUGUGCUGAUCUGUGGUGUUUAUAUAAGGAAAUAUUGAUCUACUCAUCUCGCAUACUUGCUUUUCUUAUACUCUUGCCACUUGGACAUAGCAUGUUGCCUCUGGGUUUUCCACUCUUUAGAAAGUCCGUCUGUUUUACUCUUUCUGCCCUACUAUUGUUGUCAGCAAUCCAUCACUUGUCUCCAAAAGUCUGCUCAGAUUAGCAUCCCUAAUGAUUUACCAUUAUGAGCAGUAUUAACACGGGUGUUGCAAGGCAGCCUUCUGCUGCUGGUGUGCUCUGCUUUGUCUCAGAGGGGGUGUUGUGGUAACCCAGAGGUUGUUCCAUAGCUAUCUGUGCCCAAAAUUGUUACUGUCUCUUUACAACCCUGCCUCUGGGAAAGAGAGGUGAGUUGGCGUGGGGAAGGGUGUGGUUUGUGCUGCUUUUGAAGUCAUGCUCUGUCGCGGCGUGGGGUUUGCCUCACUGGCUUCUUGGUCUUUGCUUAGGCAGAAACUUUUCCUUCCUAGCUUCUCUUUUUUGGGGCUUACGAUUUUUUCCUCAUCUCAGCGAGACUCCAGUUAGCAGUUUUGGGCUGCCUGGAGGUGAGUUCUAUAGGUGGCUGCUCACUGCUGGUGCUGCUUCCCCAGCUGGGGUGGCCCCACUCCAUCCAGCUCACCAUUGGCACCCUGCCGAGCAGAGGAGGCUACGGAGUCACCCCAGCCCAGACACCCAAGCCCUUGGCUGCUCCUGCUUGUCUUCUGCUGAGAGAAAGGCGAAGUUCCUCUGCAAGUUCUGCCCUGACCGAGUUUCCAGCCACCAUCGGAGCAUGCCAGCUGCCUUUCUCAGCAGAACCCGGCUACUGGAGAGUUAAGCAGAGUGAUGAGGUCAGACUGACACUUUUACCUUUGUCUUUCAAACCAUGCACUCAGGGACAUGGCCAGCAUUUUGUGUCUCUCUUUGUUCUGAGGAGUCCACAAGGUUUAGCAGUUUGGUAUCAGGUGAUUAUUUUCUAUUAUUUCUUGGUUGUUGCUGUUCUCAUCAUUAGUAAACUGUUAGUUUUUAUGUACAUCUGCUCAUAUUCAUUCCUUGUUGGUGGAAAGGGAUUGGCUGAACCCAUAAAGGGAGCCACCUCAUUCCAGAGUGUUCUCCUUCAACUUGUCUUAAACCAAGACAGGGAAUAUUCUGAAGCUGGACCAUGGGGCCUCAGGAUGUUCAAUGCCUUCAGCCCACCUGCUUUGCAUGAAAAUUGUAGUGAGGAACUGUGAUAGACUAGCAGGGGUAAGUUACACUAGGGACAUAGAUGAGGUUUCAUUUAAUUCAGAUACUUAUUAACUAGAAUUAAUAAUGACUAGAGUUAAUAAAGUAAUAAUAAAAAAAAAAUCAAACUACCAACAAAACAACUACAAUAAAUAAUAACAAAACACUUGCACACAUAAAAAUCUUGUGGAGUGUAUGCAUAAAAGGACAUACACAAGUCAUUUAUAAGGUCAGAAUUUGUUUCCUUUCCUUGCAGGCAAUAACUGUAAGGUUUACCUUACACAUAUUUAUCCGUGGCAGAAGUACAGUGUGUUGAGCAGAAAUUGGGCCAACUACUGGUGUCUGAGCAGCAGAUAGGUAGCAGAUUUUUUUUAGCUGACUCUCAGCAUGGAUGUGAGUGAACCCUGAAUAGAAAUCUCUUGAGAUUUGCUGAAUGAGAAUAUGAUCUUCAUCUUAGGCCCCAUAAUUUUCUACAGGAAAGGAGUAUGCAUAAAGAAACUGAGGCUGACUGUGACCCCUUUGGGUUUCUUGCAAAGUUUUUGGCAUUUCAGUAUGUAGCUGUACAGGUUUUCUCAUGUUCUGAUGGCUCUGAUGACACAGCCUGGCAGCUGUGUGCACAGCUGAGUAACUUUAGGCUGUUUUCACAUAGACUGUGUUUUCCCUCUACAGCCAUCAUGUAACACUUUCUCUGACCUACUCUAACCAUCCCCUUCUCCUGAUUUUGAUUCACAGAAGGAAAAAUAAUUAAUUUCAAGUGUUUAUUGUGUAGAUCACCGUGGCAUUGGUUGCAUUUCCUGAACUGAUAGAAAGUUUCAUCUCUAGCCAAACCAGACAUGAUUAUCCUGCAUUUUGAUUUUUCUUCACCUCUCCUCCACAAAAAAAGAAAUGGGAUCACAUUAUCUUCUGGUCCAGCUGUCAGAAAUGAGAGGAGAAGAGGCAUGUCUGCAAAACAUGUCAGUCUCCACAUUUAGAACUAGAUGUUCUCAAGCCACCUUAUUUCCUCAAUACAUUCCAGUUACAAGGAAGUUUUGUGUUGAGUUUCUGCCAUGUGGGUACCUGCUUUGUUCCAGGAUUGUUGUCAGGGGACUGUUUGGGUUCAGCCGAUUGCUGUGGACAGUAACAGGCAGCAAUGAACAGCAGUAAUACCACAGACAUAGAGCAGUAUCUUUGCCUCCCAGAAGGAAACUUUGGUGCCCCUUACACAGAAGUUCAUUUCUGGAGUAUAUGGCACAAGCACAGAAAUUUGGCUGUGUCUUAAUGAGUUGGAUAACUGUGGUUGCUCACAAAGGAAAUGAAAGGCUUUUUUUCUGUUUCUGAACAUACUCAGAAGCAAGGGAAAAGUGCUGUGCUGUGCUGCACCAUUACUGCUCAUGUAUUGAGACUGGCAGCAGCUGUUUUCCAAUCUCUCUUUGAGAAUCAGCCUUUCUUUCCAUCAGCUAUCAUGAGAUGCUGCUCCUGACUGCUGAAAGGGUCUGUGUGCCUCACAGUACUGGCAUAACAGCAACAGCAAAUUUCUAUCCUGACCUAGCAGAAAUGGGACCCUGAAGAACAGGAGUGAGGCCUGUGCAGGGUUGAAUUUUAUCAAGGGCUGCACAGAGAAAUCACAGAGGAGUCAAGCAGAAUUUGCUUUUGCCCCCUGGAGAAUAAAUUGCUUUGCAGCAGCAGAUAGAGGAUAAGUCAACAAUGAUGCAUGGCUGCAGAAAAGACAAACCUUUUACAGACAUAUCUAAAUAAGCCUCUAGCUUACAAAACUAUUGGUGAUGCUUCAGCCUGGAGCCCCUGUAGGCAGUACGGCCCUUGGAAAAGGAGAACUACUUAGAAAACAUGAAAAGGAAAGCAGAAAAAGUGAUGAGAAGUCUAGAAAAUGUGGCCUUAAUAAAAAGGGUGAAAAGCAGGAAAACAUUUAACCUAAAGAAAGAGGACUGAAACAAACAUGGUGGAAGUCAUUGGGUUUGUGAGUGUUUCGGAGAGGGAAGGAAUAGUCUGUUCUCUGCACACCUGGUAAAUAGUACAAAAAGGAAUAAAAUUAAAUCACAGCAGGAAAGUUCAAAUUAGACACUAAGGGAAACUUUCUAAUGGCAUAUCUGGAGUUACUGCAUUCCACGAAGGAGGUUUUUUAAGAACAGGGGAGACAGAUGUUUGCCGAAAGGGAUGUAGGGGCAUCAAGUCUUGCUGUGGGCCAGGGCAUGGACCGUGUGACAUCUGUGUCACACCUGCUUGUUCAUUGCUGUAUGAAUGAGCAGAGAAAAAGAAAGCUAAGCAACUGAAUAUCCAGAUGACACAGAUUGUCAGGUUCCGUUUUUAAGCUAUUUUUUAAUUUUGAACACAUUCUUGGUGUCUUUGCUAAAGAUAAAAUAAAUACUAUACAAUACAGUCAUGUAAAGCUGUUUUAGUAAUGUAUAAUAGAACUAUUUUUCUAAUAUCUCAAAUCUUUAGGUUUGCUUUCUGGCAGGUGUGUUGGGUGACAUUAUCUAUUAUGUUUGUCCAGAUGCAGAGGACUGACAGUUAUUGAUAACAGUGUCCUCUCUGGUCUGACAUACAGUAGCAAAAGAAAGUCUGUUAGGAGGUGUUAGCCAGGAACAUACCUUGUCAUUGUUUUUGAUGUCCGGAGUAUCCCCAGUCAGGGAGUGAAACAAAUAUAUCACAUUGCUGAAGUGGUCUGUCACACACAGGGAAUAACAAAUAAGCCUUAGUAAAGUGUUUAUGAACAGUACAUUUAUGAAUUUGUUGAAUAUGUCUGUAAAACAAACAGCUUGAAACCUGGAUGUCUUUGUGAAUAUGCUAACAAGAAAAUAAAAAUAAAAAAAAGGGUGCAUGUAGUUUAUAAUAAGUAAACAAACUGUUUGUAUGCCAUAGUAAAACACAGAAGAGUAAAAAUUGAAGUCUGUUUGUUCGUGUUCACUCCAGAACACCUUAAUACAAUUGAUUUGUAGUAAGUGAAAUUAGUGAAAUAAGCUGUGCUGCUCAGUUAGUUCCUAAUCUUACAGCUUGUAAAUAAUUCUUUGCUGAGGCAUUGUGUGGGCCGUGGCCAGCUUCAUUUCCACUCUGUUCCCAGGAAAUAAAGGAGCAAAGUGCUCUUGCAUUUGCAACAUAUUCCAUGGAGUGGAUUGGAAUAAUGAUAUGGCUAGGGGGAAAAAUGAAUAAACCAGAUCAAAACAAGUACCUUGGGAAUCUUUUAAUUUUUUUUUUCCUUCCAUGAUGUCAGAUCCCCUAACUCCUGGGAUUUUGGACAGUGGGGAUGCUUUAGUAAAUGUGCAGCGAGAAAACUGCCAGAUUGAAGAUUUCUUUAAUGUUACUGUCCAAAAUCACCAGCCAUGCUUGAAAAUAGAAGUUCUUAACAGAACAUGCACUCUCAGUAUGUGACUUUUAGCUGCAGGGGGCAGAGCAUAUGCUUUUAGUGCCAAAAAGUUGUUUGGGGUUUUUUUAUUGUGUUUGUGUCAAACUUCUGCUUUUAUGUUUCAGGCUCUUUUUGCAUUUCAGUCUUCAAGGCUUGCCAUGAAAGGCAUAAAUAGCUGCAAAAAAAUCCUGAAAUCCUGCAGAUCAUUUAAGAAUUUCUGAAUCUGUGAUUGAUUCUUUGUAUUGUAUAGAGACUAAGGAGAUACUCGGCACACAGUGAUGUCUUAAUUCACUUGGAGUGGGUGUGAUUUUCUUUCUUUUAUGAGAUUAAAUAAGAGAAAACAUUUUGUCCCUACAGGAUUUGUGUGUGGUUGCUUUAUUUAUUCAGAAUAUGCAUCCUUCACUCAGCCAUGUGGGAUUUAAUGAAUCAGUCCAGAAACUUCUGAGCACACAGAGUUUAUGUCGCUGUUGGUGUCACUGGGAUGUGAAGUUCCUGAAUGUUUGUUUAGGAGAUGUCUGGCAUCUACUUGCAUUUGACCAUCAGUUUCUAAUAGAAUGGCCCAGGCAGCCCUCUCUUCUUUUCUGAAGCUUCAUUGAAAACAGUCACAGAGGUCAUAGCAUACUUCUGUCUACCUUUUUGGGGUGUCCUGAGUAAUUUGCUUUGCUAGCAGAGUGUAAGAUUUGCCUACAGUGACUCAAGCAAGGACAACAGCAGUUUGAGUUGCUUUGGGUGUUGUUCUUGCUCAGGGGCAGAUGUCAGUCUCUUACAUAGAAGCAGACAGUGACAGGUGCUUUAAUAAGCCUGGGGUAACAAAACAGGCUAAUUUAACACCCUGAUUUGAAGGCUGAUUGUGUGCAGUUUGCCUUGCUGGAGGAGAUCCUGUGCAUACUCUCUACUCUGGUGUGGAGCUGCAGAAAAACAUAGAUCAAGUCACAGACUUUCUAAGUACUUCUAUUUAGAUGUCUUUUCAUCCUAAGUUCAAUCAGAGGGUUAAAACCCAUUUGUCACAGCCAAAGGGAAGAGUUGGCAUUAUAGCAUCUGGUGGGAAGAGGAGUCAGUCCACCAAAGGUGUCACUAAUUUUUUGGAAGUGGCUCUUGCCAUGGCUUGGCAGAGCCUUUAUUCAAAUCUCUGCUUGUCAAUUCCAGAUACAUUACUUUUUCUAUAUGUUAUACUUCAUUGCCUCUUGAUCUAGUUGAAUUUUGUGAUCAUGGAUGAUGGUGUUAAAUAUAGAUGUCAGUAGCUUGUUGCAUAGAUGGUAGGGACAUCUCAGGUCAUCAGCAAAUUGUCAUACCAGAAGUGGAGGAAUGAUUAGUGUGUAGUAUUGCAAAUACUAGAUUCUAACUACUGUAUCAUUAUUUAUAGUUUUGUAGUGAGUUAAUGGUGGUCUGUAUUUUACUUGCUGACCAAUCUCUGGUCUUUCAGUUUUUGAAAUAGAUUUUUUUUGCCCAUCCAGUGAUGUGGAAAGGAAACUUGAAUUCUUUUCAGCUGUCAUCAGCAAGAAACAAGAACCCUCAAAUUAUUUUUCAGAUCACACAAUUUUUAAGUCACCCUCAUUAUUAUUUUGUGAAUUUUCAGAAGCUGGUGGAGGCAAAAAUGCAUUAGCCAUCUGGAGAGCUACUAAGCUCAAACUGCAUGUUCAAGGGUCAUCAUGCAGGCCUUCUCCUCACUCAGGUCUGCCAUAGUUGUCCUGAACUUGGAUGGGCAACAAGGAGAGAGACACCACCAUGUAUGUCCACAUUAUGAAAUGAGGGCCAUCUGCUUCAAUGGGUAAUACUGGAUAAUAGACUGUUUCAUGCAAAUAGUAAUUCACUAGCAAUUACUCUAACAACUAGACACUGAAGGCAAAUCUUACAAAAAACAUUCUAAAUUUGUCUCCUUGUUGUGAUAGACAAGAUGAAUAUGCAAAUAAAUUAAUGGUAUGAACAUUCUGUACUCUGUCCUGUGCAUUACUUAGAAUUAAUAAAUAGGGGCUUGGAGUAUGGCUUGUGAGAUGCAGAGCUUUUCAUGUCUGUCUGCAGCACUCAACCCACAGCAGAGCCAGAACUGUUUAUGUUUGAUACUGGCAAAAAAAAUACAGAAAAUAUGAAAUUAAUGUGUUUUAAUAGGCAAGAGCCUGACUUCACAGCUCAUAAUCUUGGCCCUAAAAUGUAUGUGGAGACAGACUUUGUGAAGACUUUGAGGCUGUUUAACAGCCUGAGCCUCAGCCCAUCCUUUUGCUGGCUACCUCCCCUCUAACAAACUCUUCAUAGGGAUAUGCAUCUUCCUGCAAGAUGACAGCAUUAAACUGAAAAAAAAAAAAAACCCACACAUUUUUAUUAAUGUGAUGGCUAUGUUCAUUUCUGCAAAUUCUACCUCAGGGGCAGUUGCUCAGCAGAGAGGCAGGACAAGCAGCAGAGAGCAGCAGCACUUAAAAUUCUUGCAGCUGAGUCUGCAGGAAGCUUGUGUGCUGGAGCCCUGAAAUAUGCUCCCCAGCCUGGGGCAGUUUUCAGACCGUGUGUAGACAUAUUGACAGAGUACAUAAAAAACUCUAGUAUUGAGACUGCCUGUUCUGCGUGUGUUUGGAGAACAAGGUAUUUCAAUUUUGAGGAUUAUAAAUUGAUGUGUUUACAGUGCAGAUACAGUAGAAUACCACUUGCACUGUUACCAAUCCUUUUGAAUUACCUUUUGUAGUUAGGCACAUAACUGUUCUUAGUUUAUUGGUCUUGGGGCUUGGGGUUUUUUGAGUUUUUUUUUAACCUGAAGUUUUAACAGUCUCCAGACAAGGUUGUGGAACUUCUUUUCCACGCAGCUCUUUCUCUACAGAGGAGUUCCUUGCCUGAUUUGGGAAUCUGUCUGUCCUUUGCCUGAAACAUUCCAUAUUUAGAGGCAAUUUUGUUUCUUAGUCCUUCCUAAGAUUUCAAGACAGACAAAGCACUGCCUUCUCUAAGGGGUUUGACAAUAAUCAUGGAGCACUUUAUGUCCCGCAGUGAAAGAAGCAGGACAGCAGAGCUGAGGUUGUCUUUCCUCUUCCCACAUGUAGCUCCUUAGUAAUACUAAUUUGCUUUUCCUGUUUAAAUAUUUCAGAGUGGGCAAUCAAUAUUAACAAACAUCAAAGCUUAGUGGGACUGCAGAGCCAGAGACAUGGGGUCAGUUCUCAAAGGCUUUUCCGGAACGUUGUAGUGGUUGGUGGCAGAGGUCUUUUGGGCAUCGCUCCCCACUGGAAAGCUUCAGCCUGUGGGAUGUGUGGAGGUAGUGUUAACCCAGCUCCAUUCAUGCAGUGACUUUGUAAGACUAUUUAGGUCCUGGAGCUGUACCUUGCAUGUUGUGGUAAAUGCUGUACAGGAACCACAUCUCUUUUGCUUUAUAGUACAGUGCAAGUGUGUCAUGUGUGCCUCAUCCCUUAAGUUAUUCUUCCUUCAGGUAAUUUUUCCCCACUGGACACAGGAACCAGAUUGAGCUAUAGAGUUGGGGAGUUGGAUAUUAGCAGGAAGAGGGCUAUGAUUUAAAAAAAAAAAUAAAUAAUGAUCUGUCCUAAGGCAAUGAUGUAUCUUAAGCUGUUAUAAUACUGGAUCAUGGAAAUGCAAACCUGGAAGGGGCCUCAGUUGUCAUAUCCCUGUGCCAGGCACCAGAAUGAUGAAGCUGUAGCUCUGUGGUCAAGUGUUUGUCUAUGUGUACAGGUGUGUACAAAGGCCUGUAUGUGUACGGAGCACUGGAGGUUUACAGGUGCUGCAGCAGGUUCCACAUGCUCGGGACAAAGGUCUUAAACACCCACCUCCGGUAUCUCUUUGCAGUAGUCUGUUUCACUUCUGUUUUCCAAACAUUUCUAUGCAGUUUACCCAGCCCCAAGACAAAAGGAGUUCUUGCACUAGCCCAGAAUGCACAAGAGCCAACAACCACGUGUCAUCCACAGCAAACAACUAUUUGGAUAACUUCAGUCAUCAGUACUUGUGCCUUGUGAGAAAAGCCUCCUCCUUUGGAGCUGCUUCAUCGUAGUCUUCAGGACCAGGUGGUAACCAGGUUGUCUGAAGUUAUCCCCUCAAUGCUUGGCUUCCCCAUCCCUAGAGCAAGGAUGCCUGUUCUCCGCUGUGAUAGUAAAUGUAAUCCAGGUGGUGGAACAUUCAGACUGUAUGGCAAUGAAGACAUAUUCAUACCCAAGGCAGAAAGACCCAGAGUGUAGAAAAUACCCUUAUUUUAUGUGAGAUACUUAUUUUGAAAGGAGGAACCACAUUAGAAAGAUGGCUUUAUCAAAAUUCUGGCCAGCUACUGUGGAGAAAUCAACUGAAGUUUAAUGGAUAGUGGAAAAAAAAAGUGAGGUCAAAUUCAUGUUGCUGCUGGUAGCAGAAACCCACAAGGUGUGAGAAUUCAGAAGGGAAAAUGCUACAAAAAUACAUCUGGCACUGUCCAUACUGAUGUUCUAUGUGUGGUAUAAUGGAAGGUGGAAUAAAACAUCAAAAGUGAUAGAAAGUAUAACUGGAGAUAUGUUACCUGGGACAGACCUUAAUAUUUACAAAUGAGAAAUUGAGUAAGGAUUUACUACAAUGAUCAUUUACAGCAAACAAGUAAACCAUGCAAUACCCUUUGAAACAGUAAAAUAGAAAAAAAGUUAAAAUCUAUAAUUUUAAUCAAAAGUUUGUUUCUGUCAUUGAAAUUCUGUUAUUGCUGCUUACAAACAUUAAAGUCAAUCAAAACAUCAGUAGCUUGCAAGAUCAAUAUUUUUAAUAUGUUUGCAUUGCAGUGCUGCAGAUUUUUGGCUAAUGGAUCUCACCCAUAUUGAUUUCCAUGGGAAAUGUUAGUCUGAUACUGAAAUAAUUUAAAAAAAAAAAAAAAGCCAGGGAUUAUUGGUUUGGAAUUUUGAAGGAGAUAGAAGUAUAAAAAUUGGUUAUUGACUGAAUUGCUUGGGGUGAAUGAACCUUCAGCACUUGCAAUAAACUUGUAGCACAGAGUCAUUACUGAAUACUGCAUUAGUCCCUUAAACCUAAAAUCAGUCAAUAUCCUAUUAUAACAAUGCAAAUUGUGGUGAAAUAGCAUAGUGAGUCAUUUUCAAAGCAGCAGGAUUUUCAUAAGCAUCUACAUACAUAUAUGGAUGGAUGUAUUAAACCACCUCUGGGAUAUGCACAGCAACUGAUUUUCAAACUAAUUUUAAAUAUUUUGAGUUUAUGUUGAUAUUAAUGCAGAAGAGUUGAUAUGAAGUAUUUUUUUAAAUAAGUUUAAUGACUUUAUGGCUACAAAAAUGAAUAAAAAUGCAGUAAGAUAUCAUAAAUAUAUACAUAUGUACUUGUAUAAAAAAAGUACUCAAUUAUUGUCCCAGUUCUAAACACAUGCAGGUGAGUUUGGGGUUUUUUUCCAAUUUAUUCUGUCUUUUGGGGGAGACAUGUGAAAACUGCAAGUAGUGAUUACCCUGGACCCAGACCAUCCUACACCAUGCCCCACACCUGUUCUGUCUGGCUUCUGCUCUUUUUAUUCAUCCUCUUUUUUCAUAAGUAUUAUGAUUUUGCUUACCUAGCACAAUUCUCUUUUUAAACGAGGAUUCUGCAAGCACAGUGGCAUCAUGCCUCUCUCUGAUACCUGGUGAAAUAAAUGAGCUAUCCAUUCCAGAAUAUACACUGCAUUCCCAAACAGGGACAGAAUGAGUUUACCACAGUUAGAGCAAAGCUAGAAUAGAAAUCUUUAUUCACAGUUAAGUGAAAAACAUCUAAGUAAAGAGUUUCCUUUUGGUUCCUGCUUUAAAAAUGCCUUGAGCCUUUGUAUUUCUCUGCACUGGGGACCUGUAGCUAAAAAUGGGUACUGCAAUAUGCAGGCUGUUGUGUGAAAUAUAUUUUCACCUGAGCUGUAUAAAUAUUUAAAAAAUGUAUACUAACACAUGAUGACAAUUCAGUGUCUGUGAUAGUAUGGAAAAGAGAAAUUGUAUUCAUGUUUUAUUAUUACAAAGUCAUAUGUGGACAUUUCCUGAUUUAUUUUUUUUCCUAAUUUUUUGCUUUUCCCACACCUAGCCAGAAAUAAAUUGGACUAAGUUUCAGUGGUCUGCUUGGAUCAAUAUAUUAGAAAAUAUGCCAUGUAUGGAGCUCAGCAGAAAUCUGAUAGAGGCAGGAUCAGUAAUUGGUGCUUCACUUUACCUACAGUAGUCAGACAAGAGGCAGGUUGCUGUAUCCUGCUGGAGUCAUGAUGGACUGACACAUUUUGGGAAUAACUAGUAAUGAAGUCUAAAAUCUCUCACUAAACUUGUUAAUAGGGUCUUGUCAUUGACAAAGUACCUCUGUAGUUACUCUUCAAGUCACGCAGUUUCUGGAUAAUUAACCUCCUCCAAAUUACUCAAACCGCUGAGUUAGGACAGAGAGAUGUUGGUGUCAGCCCAGCCGCAGGCAGAAGGGAUGAUGUAACAACCUCCCUGUCCCUGCACUGCAUGCAACCCUGCACCACUGUGCAGGACCAGGUUUGGGCUGAUUUUGGAGCAUCCUACUGAUUUCACCUUGUCUGGGAUAGAUUUCCCUUUUCUGGUCUUUUUUAAAGUUUUUUUGUUGUUUUUUAAGUAAAUACUAAAAUAGCAUUUCAGAAUACAGCUUUCCAUAUUUACCAGUUCUGCAGCCCAGAAUGCUGGAUGUGCAUCUCUAUUCCAUAAUUUUUAAAAGAUAGUAGAAGGAUGAGGAGUGUUUCCUAAGAACAAAGAACUAAUGGAAGAUAAAAUCCUCAUUUGUAAAAAUCGCUCUUCCUUGUAGCUUUAAACUUGUUAACGUAAUUAGUAAAAAAUAAUAUUUUUCCUUUCUUAAAUAUCAGAAGCAGAGAUUUAAUAUGUGUAGGCAGGGGUAGUGAGAAUAGUAAGCAGAGCUUCUGGUACUUAAAAUUUCACGUUCUCUUAAUGAGGAAAAUAAAAGUAUUUUAAAGGAAAGUAAAAAUAGUAUAUUUCCCCACUUGUUUUUGCAGCUAUUCCAACCCUUUUCAACUCAAAACAGAGAAAAAUAUGAAAGUUUGAGCUUUUGUACGUUAGAGCAAGCUAAACCAAGAAAUCCAACAGGACUGCAACAUUUUUUCUAAAACCUUUUUAAAAAAAAAUGCAGUUUUUCGUAUAAUGUAGAAGUUGUGCAUAAAAAAGAAAAAAUUAACAAAUGCACAGUACCAUAGGAAAAGUUUAAAAGAGCCAGAAUGAAGUGUAAUGAAAUGCUCUUGAUAGUUAAAAGUCACCGUCAUGAAUUAAGUGGGAAGGAAAAUCAGUAAGUGCAUCAAAGGGCCUUUAGCAAGAUCACAAGUGAGUCUGGAGCCGGAGGUGAAUUUAUGUGACUUGUAGAAGGACCUUAAAAGCACAGAGAUGAAGAACUUCCUACCAUAUUCAAUUCUAGCAUGCAUGCAGUGUUUUGCUGUCCACUCCCCUUGGUCCCCUUGGAGUGGUAAUUCCAGCAGGACAGAGGUGAUCCUGCAAGGUUGUAGUGUUCCUUGCCACUGAAAACAAUGUUGGGUGCUGACUCUGGAGCCAGUCCAGAUUUGUUGUCCCUGUGGUAACAGCUACAAUUAUUUUCAUAAUCCACCUCUGUGAAAAUAAAAUGUAUUUAUAAUAA
This is a messenger RNA of Parus major (Great Tit), 20520 nucleotides long. It is a transcript of the gene ARB2A, whose product is annotated as family with sequence similarity 172 member A. The transcript has 12 exons. Gene Ontology annotation, molecular function: siRNA binding. Gene Ontology annotation, biological process: regulatory ncRNA-mediated heterochromatin formation. Bases 255 to 1337 code for a protein of 360 amino acids. Gene Ontology annotation, cellular component: nucleus. NCBI's taxonomy places the organism in Eukaryota, Metazoa, Chordata, Aves, Passeriformes, Paridae. The record is from RefSeq and is a predicted model, not a curated record.